Messenger RNA from Penicillium cosmopolitanum, 2391 nucleotides. Its product is annotated as cell differentiation and development protein Fsr1. Gene Ontology annotation, molecular function: protein binding. The transcript has 5 exons. The coding region runs from base 1 to 2391 and encodes 796 amino acids. The record is from RefSeq and is a predicted model, not a curated record. Lineage: Eukaryota; Fungi; Ascomycota; Eurotiomycetes; Eurotiales; Aspergillaceae.
AUGGCCUGGCAAUCUCCGGCCAUGUCUGGCAUGGGCAUGCCGGGGCAGAUGGGUGAUGGUUCCAAUGGCGGACACCCGCAGGGGACUGAGUACACGCUACAGGGCGUGAUGCGUUUCCUCCAGACCGAAUGGCACCGACACGAACGCGACCGCAACGCCUGGGAGAUUGAACGCGCCGAGAUGAAGUCUCGCAUCGGCCGGCUGGAGGGAGAGCUACGAACAAGCAAGCGACUGCACGAAUCUUUGGGCAAACAUGUUCGGUUAAUGGAAGGCGCUUUGAAAAAGGAGCGUGAGAAGGUGAAGAAGCUCGCCAACAACGAGAAGCUCGAAGAUAUCCAAGACCCGAAGGAUCUCGCGAGGGAGAGUAUCAGCUUCUUAAAAGCAAAACGAUCUUCACCGUCUGCGGACACGAAUGCCAAUCUGGACGACCCCGAGAACGCCGUUUCCAAUGAAUUCCGCCAAGAAGAUGAGCGAGACAAAUCGCGCGUAUACCUGUCAAGAUGUGCGCAGGAGGUUGCGUACCAUGUGAUUCCUACAUCCCACCCAGCUCCUGACCUCAGCGACCCGGAUCUUUUGUACGGGAACCAGCAGCUCUCACAGCAGAACCUCGAGGAGGCAUACAUUCAACAGCAGCUACAGAAGACAAACCAGCGGCUAGUGCGCGAGGCAGGGCUUCCGAAUCAUCAGCCCUCCCCCGGCCAGUACGCAGAGAACGCUCGGAUGCCAGCCCAGUUUGGACCUGGAUCGGGAUCGGUUCCUCGCGAGGCCCUGGAACGCCGGCAGAUUGACUUGCACACCCCUGUCACUGCAGUUGACAAUCGAAACCAAGUUUACGAACAGGGCCUAGUAGACGAGCGACCCAUGAACCAGCAGCCACCCAUUGAGACACAAGGCCCACAAGUAGCAGUCAAGGAGGAUCUGCAGCCCCAAAACCCCACAGACGAGGGAUGCGAAGAUAUGGAUGGUUGGAAUUUUGACGAACCCAGUGAAAAGGAAACCAUUAACGAGUCCAUACCGCCUCACCGUCCAGACACCGAUGCAUUCCCCAACGCCAACUUUGUUCAUCCCAAGUCACCCUCUCGUGGAGGUUCUCUCUCCCACCGCAGGAAGAGCUCCGGCUCACGGCGCAAGAGUGAUGGUGCGAUUGAAUCGCGGGAUUUCGCUGCUGGUGCCAACCAACAAGACUCCUCUUUCAAGGUUCGAUUUGCUCUUCGUGGCCACCUCGAUGUCAUACGCUCGGUCAUAUUCACUGGCGGUGGCAGUCCGUCGGAGCCGGAAAUCUGCACUUGCAGUGAUGAUGGAACGAUCAAACGUUGGAUUAUCCCCGCAACAUAUGGCACGUUCGGAGCCCAGGGUCCCAGCUCAAGCAACGACCUGGAUAUUGUCAGCUACUUCACCCACCGGGGUCACGUCGGUGCAGUCACAUCAUUAGCCGCUUGCUCGCCAUCUCAAAGCAUUUCCAAUGGUGGACGAGCUUCCGGUGACGGCUGGGUGUUCUCAGGUGGACAGGAUGCUAGCGUACGGGUGUGGGAGCGUGGAAGAGUUGACCCCAAGGCCACCUUGGAUGGACAUACGGACGCUGUAUGGGCUCUCUGUGUGCUUCCGGGCACGACAGGCUCAUCACUCCCCCGCCUCUUGUUUCCUCUCCCCAAGCCGGAUCACGACGUCAAGGUGGCAGCCGUCGUGCGAACUCGAUCUCAUCCGGAUCCAACUUCCCCUCCUCCCCCCCAGCCUAGUGUCGCCACCAGCACUCCAUUCAACUAUACUCUCAUCCAUCAUAUCAUGCGAACCGACGCUCCAUCUCCGACAUGUAUUAGCCCUCUUUCCCUUGCUGGCGUGAACUUUGUGGUUUCCUACACCGAUGCAUCAAUUCUUGUUUAUGACACUCGAACUGGCGAAGAGAUUGUGGGUAUGGCUAGCCUUGAAACAUACGACGGUACACCCUCAACCGGGGUGAACUCCGUGGUUGCUACAACCGUUGGAUUCGACGGGUCGGCCAACCUGGACCCCAAUCGCACCAUGGCUGAAGAAGACGAAGUUGUGCAUGGGGCUACUGGAUCCAGCAGUGUGGAGGGUGUGGUUAUCAGUGGCUACGAGGACCGAUACAUACGCUUUUUCGAUGCCAACAGUGGUCAAUGCACGUACACGAUGCUGGCCCACCCGGCCGCUAUUGCCGCUUUGUCUCUGUCUCCCGAUGGCCGUGAGCUUGUUUCUGCAGGCCAUGACGCCAGUCUCCGUUUCUGGAACCUGGAGAAGCGAAGCUGUACCCAGGAACUGACUAGCCAUCGUUUAAUGCGCGGCGAAGGUGUCUGCGCCGUGGUCUGGAGCCGUGACGGACGCUGGGUCGUCAGUGGCGGCGGAGACGGUGUGGUCAAGGUCUUCUCCCGAUGA